AAGAUGCCACGAAGAAAGAAAAAAGUUAAGGAAACAUCUGAAUCCCAGAACUUAGAGAAGAAGGAAGCAGAAACUAACACUUCUGUCAAUUUAAAGAGGAAACGUAGAUUUGAGGAUACAUUCAUUGUGAUCUCUGAUAGUGAUGGAGAGGAGCCAAAGGAAGAGAAUGAACCACAGAAAAUGAAGACAACGCAGCCAAAUAGAGCAACGUGUUUGGCUAAAAGAAAAAUUGCACAGAUGACAGAAGAAGAACAGUUUGCUCUGGCUCUCAAAAUGAGUGAGCAGGAAGCCAGGGAGGUGAAUAGCCAGGAGGAGGAGGAAGAGGAACUUCUGAGGAAAGCCAUUGCUGAAAGCCUGAAUAGUUGCCGGCCUUCUGAUGCCUCUGCUACCAGCUCUCGACCUCUUGCCACUGGACCGUCUUCACAGUCCUACCAAGAGAAAACCACAGACUCUGGGACCACUGAAGGCAUAUGGCAGCCGGUACCUCCAUCACUGUUUAAAGGCUCACAUAUCAGUCAGGGAAACGAGGCUGAGGAAAGAGAGGAGCCCUGGGACCACACUGAAAACACUGAAGAGGAGCCGGUCUCUGGCAGCUCAGGAAGCGGGGACCAAUCAAGCCAGCCAGUCUUUGAGAACGAGAACGUUCAGUGUCUUGACAGAUGUACUGGCCACUUGGCUGAGCACACACAGUGUGGAAAGCCACAGGAAAGUACUGGGAGGGGCUGUGCUUUUCUCCAAACUGCCCAGGGCAGGGGAGCCACAUCUAGGCACUGUCUGCCUGUCCCAGCAGAUGCUGGAGGUGUCCAGUGCAUUGGGAGCACUGUGCAUUACUUCUGGGGUAUUCCAUUUUGCCCUACUGGAGUAGACCCGAACCAGUAUACCAAGGUUAUUCUCUGCCAGUUAGAGGUUUAUCAAAAGAGUCUUAAAAUGGCUCAGAGGCAGCUCCUUAAAAAAAAAGGGUUUGGGGAACCAGUGUUACCUCUUUUACCUUCUGUGACCCAAAAUGAAUAUGGCCAAGGAGAUCAGGCUAGUGAAAACAAUGAAGGCAUCUCAGAAGAUAUGGGAGAUGAAGAUAAAGAGGAGAGGCAGGAGUCUAGGGCAUCUGUCUGGCACUCAAAACCCAAGGAUUUCCAAGAAAGUCCAAUUAAAAGCUUGAAAGAGAAACUUUUGUUGGAGGAAGAACCAACAACCAGUCAUGGUCAGUCUUCUCAAGAUCUGUUUGUUGAAGAAACUUGUGAAGAAGGAAACUCUGAAUCUGCCUCACAGAGCAUUGCUGCUAUAACCAGUAAGAGAAGCUCAGUCCUUAUGCCAGAGAAUUCUGCAGAAGAAAUCACUGUUUGUCCUGGUAAGCACCCCACUGUUGGUAACAGGGAAGAUGCUGAGAAGGCAAGACCUGCUUCUACCUUUUCAUCCACUAACCAGGUAUCCUGCCCACUGUGUAACCAAGGCUUCCCACCCACAAAGAUUGAGCGACAUGCCAUGUACUGCAAUGGUCUGAUGGGGCAAGACACAGUAUUGACUCGGAGACAAAAAGAGGCCAAGAGCAAGAACAAGACUGAUAAUGGGACAGCUGGCCAGACUUCUCCAGAUACUGAAAAGAGUGAGAAGUGUUAUCUUUGUAAAUCCCUGGUCCCAUUCAGAGAGUACCAGAGUCACGUGGACGCCUGCCUCCAGCUUGCCAGAGCUGGCCAAGGCAAUGGGCCUUCAGGGAGUGGGAGUGCAUACCCACCUGUGCAGGGGAAUUGGCAGCCGCGGCUGAGGAGCACAAAGGAAAAAGGACAGAAUGAAGGGCGACUCCUCAGUCUCUUGGAGCAGUGUGAGCACCCGUCUGCAGAUGCUGAGGUAAAGACCACGUCUUCAAAAACAAGAGGCUUCAGGGAGCCCUCACCGGGGAUGGAAGAGGCAGGCUGCAGCAGAGAGAGGCAGAGUUCUCUUGCACAUCUCGACAUAAAUGACUCUCCUAUCAAGUCUUUUGUUUCCAUUUCAGAAGCCACUGAUUGCUUAGUAGACUUCAAAAAGCAAUUUACUGUCCGGCCAGGUAGCCGGGCACGGACCAAAUCAGGCAGAGGAAGAAGAAGAAAAUCCUAACUGUCUGGGGUCAUUUGACAAAACCAUUUGCAAAAGGGGUUGGCCAUGUUCGUUAAGUUACAGUGGCCUUCAGUUCAUUGUUGAGCAAGUUUGGGCCCUGCAGUUUUCACCACCAGCCCCUCGGCACCCUGGUUUUUAUGCUUUCUAAGAUCUAUACAGACAGCUGUGUAUAGUGUUGUUUUAUAACAGUCUGUUUGAAUUCACUUACAGUUAACAUUUAAAUAUAUUUAUGUUUAUAUGAAA
Messenger RNA from Echinops telfairi (small Madagascar hedgehog), 2331 nucleotides. RefSeq names its product ubiquitin interaction motif containing 1 (gene UIMC1). Bases 4 to 2088 code for a protein of 694 amino acids. Gene Ontology annotation, molecular function: histone binding; DNA binding; K63-linked polyubiquitin modification-dependent protein binding. The record is from RefSeq and is a predicted model, not a curated record. Lineage: Eukaryota; Metazoa; Chordata; Mammalia; Afrosoricida; Tenrecidae. Gene Ontology annotation, cellular component: BRCA1-A complex. Gene Ontology annotation, biological process: positive regulation of DNA repair; double-strand break repair. The transcript is spliced from 13 exons.